CAAUUCAUUGGAAUAGAUAUCUGUUUUUCUCUAAAAUACACCAUUGAAAAUAAUAAACGAUGUUCCACAAGUUCUAUUUCAUAUUUGUUUUAUUAUUUAUUCACAUCGAUUUUUGCACUUGUUAUCAAACCGAUGAAGGCACCGUGCAAAACAAUGAUCAGCUUAUAUUUGCACACAUUAUUUAUCGCCAUGGAAAUCGGUCACCAUUGAAAUCAUAUCUGAAUGAUCCAUAUAACAGCAAACUUUUUUGGCCAAAUGGUUUAAAUGGCCAGCUGACGCAGAAAGGGUUAAAAGCACACCUCGAGUUGGGCAAAUAUUUACGCAAACGAUACUACAAGCUGUUGGAUGAUGGCAAAUAUGAUGCAGAUAAAGUAUACAUUCGAUCGUCUGACUAUGAUCGAACCAUAUUGAGCGCAAAUGCAAAUUUACUCGGAUUCUUUCCAAUUGAAGAGCAUGAAGUAUGGACAGAUGAGCUUAGAUGGCGUCCAAUACCAAUACACACAGUCCCAAAGAAACUUGAUCAUAUUGUGUCAUCAGAGCGGCCUUGCGCUCGAUACAACAAAGCAUUCAAAGAAAUUUUCAAUUUGCCAGAGUAUUUAGCGUAUCGAAGUAAGGCCGAACGAUAUACCAAACUCAUAAUGGACAAUACGAAACCAAAAAACGUCACUGAGGAAUUUUCUGUAUGGGAGGCAUUAUACACCCAGUAUCUUGAAAACUUGACAUUACCAUCGUGGACUGAAGAUAUGAUGAAUUCAGAUAGUACAAUGAGCAUUUUCAUUAGACAUUUAUUCAAAAUGCUUACACACACGACCGAGAUGAAAAAAUUAAAAUCUGGCUUUCUAUUGAAAGAGAUGUUAGAACGAUUUGCGGAGAAAGCUGAAGCAAAACUAAGCCCAGAUCAUAGAUUGUACAUCUAUUCUGGUCACGAUAACACAAUUUCGAAUUUAUUAAAUGCCCUAAAUCUUUAUGAUUCUCACAUGCCACCCUAUGCAUCGUGUUUAUUUUUCGAAUUAUAUAAUUCUAACGAAGGUCGCAAAGAAAAUGUUUAUGUUCAAUUGUUUUACAAAAAUACGAGUGCGGAGGAUUUUCCGCCAUUAAACAUACCCGGCUGUGGAACAAAGUGUUCAUUAGAGGAAUUUCAUCGAUUAUUUCGAGAUGUUUUGCCAACUGAAGACUUUGAAACAGAAUGUAAACUACCAUCAGAGCCAAACUCUAUACAGAAAAUUGAACCAUUCCCUGCAAUUAUCUGUGCAAUCACAUUUGCUUUUUCAAUGCUAUUUGGUUGGAGGAGAUAAAAUCCAUUUGAUGCAAUUUAUGACUUGGAUUCUGAGUGCGCACUGUAAAAACGUGUAAAAACGAAGUUAAGCAAUUGAUGACGAGCUUUGAAAUGAUAAAAUUUAAAUGUUUUUUUUUGCAUCUCAAU
Molecule: messenger RNA, 1423 nt
Organism: Contarinia nasturtii (swede midge)
Lineage: Eukaryota; Metazoa; Arthropoda; Insecta; Diptera; Cecidomyiidae
Product: prostatic acid phosphatase-like
Exons: 6
Coding region: 60-1295 (411 amino acids)
Biological process (GO): dephosphorylation
Molecular function (GO): phosphatase activity
Source: RefSeq, a predicted model, not a curated record